Physeter macrocephalus (sperm whale) is the source of this 539-nucleotide messenger RNA. Its product is annotated as interferon alpha-13-like. Gene Ontology annotation, cellular component: extracellular region. NCBI's taxonomy places the organism in Eukaryota, Metazoa, Chordata, Mammalia, Artiodactyla, Physeteridae. The record is from RefSeq and is a predicted model, not a curated record. Gene Ontology annotation, molecular function: cytokine receptor binding. Gene Ontology annotation, biological process: defense response.
CGUCUCCUGGCGGCCAUCUAGUGAAUCACUCAUUCUCAAUGGGCCAGAUCUAUUUGCUAGUGGCAGGAGUGAUGCUCUGCUCCAUCCCUGCUUGCUCUCUUGGCUGGAACUUGCCUAGGAGCCAUAGUCAGGACAACAAGGAAGUCUUCCAACCGUUGGAACAGAUGCAAAGGAUCCCCUCUCAGCGGUCCCUAAAGGACAGAGCCGACUUCAAAUUUCCUUGGCAAAGAGAGAAUAUCACCCAAAUCCAGAUGAUUCAAGGCUGUUACCACUGUCUGAUGCUCCAGCAGAUCUUCCAACUCUUAAACACAGAGGACAGCCGUGCUGCUUGGAACAACACCCUCCUCGAUAAACCCUUCCCUAGCCUUGAUCAGAAACUGGAGCAGAUGGAAGAAGACAAUCUGGAUUGUCCUGAUUUGGGACUUGCAGCCCGGGAGUAUUUCCAUGGAAUCCAUGUCUACCUGAAGGCAAAGGAAUACAGCCCCUGUGCCCGGGAGGUUGUCAGAGUGGAAAUUGAAAAGUGCCUUUCCCUCAUGUAA